CAGCCCGUUUCCAAAAUAAGAACAGUUGUAGCCGAACAAAAGCCCAUCAUCCCAUCAAAGUAUAAAAUCCAACGCAUACCGCUCCGAAGCCCUCUAGGGUUCUUGUAACAAGCUUCAGCUGCUCGUUUCUGUAUCGACGCCGCGGCAAAUCCACCAUGGUGAACGUUCCCAAGACGAAGAAGACCUACUGCAAGAGCAAGGAGUGCAAGAAGCACACCCUGCACAAGGUCACACAAUACAAGAAGGGCAAGGAUAGUCUUGCUGCUCAGGGAAAGCGUCGUUACGAUCGCAAGCAGUCUGGCUAUGGUGGACAGACAAAACCAGUCUUCCACAAGAAGGCAAAAACUACUAAGAAGAUUGUGCUGAGGCUCCAAUGCCAGGGUUGCAAGCAUGUAUCCCAGCACCCGAUCAAGAGGUGCAAGCACUUUGAAAUCGGUGGAGACAAGAAGGGGAAGGGAACAUCUCUGUUUUAAAUGCAUUGCUUUGGCUUGUACUGUUAUGUUACGAAUGUUGUUGAAGCUUCAAAGCAAAUAUGGAUGAAUUGUUUCAAGUUUUUGUUAGUUUUACGUUGAACAUCGAUGCGUUUGUGACACUAAUUUAACUAUCAGUUGAGAUUGAGAUUAGAGUAACAAUGCAGCCUUCGCCGUGA
Messenger RNA from Pyrus x bretschneideri (Chinese white pear), 649 nucleotides. RefSeq names its product 60S ribosomal protein L44. Bases 156 to 473 code for a protein of 105 amino acids. The transcript is spliced from 4 exons. Gene Ontology annotation, biological process: translation. Gene Ontology annotation, cellular component: cytosolic large ribosomal subunit; ribosome. NCBI's taxonomy places the organism in Eukaryota, Viridiplantae, Streptophyta, Magnoliopsida, Rosales, Rosaceae. Gene Ontology annotation, molecular function: structural constituent of ribosome. The record is from RefSeq and is a predicted model, not a curated record.